This is a messenger RNA of Armigeres subalbatus, 3893 nucleotides long. RefSeq lists its product as uncharacterized. Gene Ontology annotation, molecular function: oxidoreductase activity, acting on paired donors, with incorporation or reduction of molecular oxygen; heme binding; iron ion binding. The record is from RefSeq and is a predicted model, not a curated record. The coding region runs from base 60 to 3665 and encodes 1201 amino acids. The transcript is spliced from 5 exons. NCBI's taxonomy places the organism in Eukaryota, Metazoa, Arthropoda, Insecta, Diptera, Culicidae.
ACCAGUUCUCGCAUUAGUCGUUCACUGACCACGGUCAAAUAAAGUUCCAAAUAAAACAAAUGGGGCUACUGAGUACAGUUAUUUUCUUGGUGUUGCCAGCUGUGUGGCUGUUGUACAUCUACUUCCGCAGAAAAUACUCCUACUGGGCUGACAGAAAUGUCCCCCAAGCACCAGGAUCGUUGCCCUUGGGGACGUUCAACGGAAUGGGGUCCAAGUACCAUUUCACCGAAGUGUUGCAACAUGUGUACGAUCAGUAUCACAAAGCGCAUAAAGCGGUUGGAGUGUAUCUAUCAGUGCGACCGAUUCUGCUUGUGACCGAUUUAGAUUUGAUCAAGAAAAUCUUGGUGAAAGAUUUUAACAGCUUCCGCGAUCGCGGAAUGUACUUCAACGAAAAAGACGAUCCUCUGUCGGCACACUUAUUCUCGAUCGAAGGUGAGAAAUGGCGUUUUUUGCGAAACAAACUGAGCCCCACGUUCACCUCUGGUAAGAUCAAAUACAUGUUCAUGACGAUGUGCGAAAUUGGUGACGAGUUAUUAACGUGCUUCGAGAAGUAUGUGGGUCGCGAGGUCGAUAUUAAGCCACUGGCUCAACGGUUUACUAGUGACGUGAUUUCUUCUGUGGCUUUCGGGUUCAAAUCAAAUGCAUUGCAAAACGAGGGCUCGGAGUUGCUGCAGCAAGGAGAUAAGGUUUUCAAACCUGGACGUGUGGAAACUAUUCGCAUGUUUGCCGUGUCGAGUUAUCGUAACCUGGCUAAGAAAUUGGGCAUGCGACAGCUGCCAAAAGACGUAACGGAUUACUUCAUGGACGUCAUCACCGGAACGGUAGACCACCGAGAGAAAAAUAAUGUGACGCGUCCGGAUUUUUUGCAACUGCUGUUACAGUUGAAGAACAAGGGAACGGUCGAUGGUCAUGAGGAGGAAUCAAAGGAGAAAAUAACAUUGGAUGAGUUGGCAGCCCAAGCAUUCCUAUUCUUCAUCGCAGGAUUCGAUACUACUUCAACGACUGUUUCGUUUGCGCUUUUUGAAUUGGCUAGCAACCCAGAAGUUCAGGAAAAGACACGACAGGAAGUCAAACGAGUCCUUGCAAACCACGACGGGCAUAUCACGUACGAUGCACUGAAGGAUAUGAUCUAUCUGGAACAGGUCGUCAAUGAAACCCUUCGAAAGCAUCCCCCGGUGGGCAAUCUGAUUCGUUUGGCAAACGGACCAUACAAACUGGAUUGCCUUAAUACCACACUCGAACCGGAUACCAUGGUAAUGAUCCCGGUACAUCCAAUCCACCAUGAUCCGGAAAUCUAUCCGAAUCCAUCCCGCUUCGACCCGGAUCGCUUCACGCCGGAAGCGAUCAAUGCCCGUCACUCGCACAGUUUCCUCCCGUUCGGAGAUGGGCCACGGAACUGCAUCGGAAUGCGGUUUGGCCUGCUCGAGGUCAAGUUCGGCGUCGCCAAGUUGUUGAACAAAUUGCGUUUCACGGUUCACGAGAAAACGCAGCUCCCGAUGCGUUACGAGGCCAAGUCACAGUUGGCCGAUGCGAAAGGUGGCGUCUGGUUGAAUGUGGAGCGGUCGUUUGAUAUGCCUCACCGGCGCAAAAAAGCUGGCUUACUGCCAGUCGAUACGACCACCAGCACUCCUGAAGUGACUACGAAGAAACAACGUUGGUUCGACGAAGUGUUUUAUCAGGAAACGAUCCUCUCAAACAACCGUUAUAGUACUGGCGGCACAGCCAUCAACGAUAGUGAUGUGGGCGAUUUUGGUGACGAACCAAAUGACCAGCAACAGCAAAAACAACGUGUGCCCAGCACAAAAAUCCCUCCGCUAAUGGUGAAAUCUAUCAGCCUUGGUAAAUUACAAGCUACUAUGAAUGCAAUCAGCAUCAAGCCUGUGUACAAGCUCUGCCGCAUUGGCAUCAAAGUAGUAAUCUUCUCAAAAGAAGACUACCACAAAGCUAAAACCCAUCUGAGCAAAACAAAGAUGGAGUUUUUCACGUUUGAUAUGCCGUCCGAAAAACCCUUUAAGGAAGUCAUCCGUGGCCUACCUGUAAUGGACGCUAAGGAAGUCAAGUUAAUCAGCAUCAGUUCAUUUAGGGAGGACUUUUUUUACAUGGAUAUCAUAACGCUAGUUCUAGCAGUUUUCACCUGCCUGUCGGGUUUUGUUUACUACUUCCUGCGGCGUGAACAGCAACAAUGGUCACGGUUGGGUGUUCCGAUCGCAAAAAAUCCGCACCUGCUGUUCGGCAAUGUACGGGGAAUCUUCCAGAAAGAGCCCAGCUGCGAAGUUCUUCAACGGCUGUAUUGGGAGUUCAAGCGACGCGGGUUGAAACUGGGCGGAAUCAUGAACUUCUUUCAGCCGGCGGUUCUGGUGAUUGAUCCGGAGGUCAGCAAAAGUAUUCUGGUUAAGGACUUCCAUAAGUUCCACAAUCGUGGACUAUUCGUGGAUUCUUCAGGAGAUCCCCUGAGUGCCAGUUUGUUCAGUCUGGAAGGUGCUCAGUGGAAGGCGAUGCGAAUGAAGAUGUCUCCGACGUUUACGUCAGGUAAAAUGAAGUACAUGUUCGGAUCAGUGCUAAAGGUGGCAGACCAGAUGAAGGAGUACGUAGCGGAGAAUUGUACGAAGGGGAACAUCGAGUUGAAGAAUAUCCUGCAGCGGUAUACAAUGGACGUGAUUGGUAAUGUGGCGUUUGGAGUGGAGUGUAACUCGAUCAAGAAUCCAAGCUCCGAGUUUCGGCUGAUGGGCCUGAAAGCAAAUCGGAUGGACGUGGUAAAGUUCCUCAAAUUUUUCAUCGGUGGAAGCUACAAAAAUUUUGCCAAGAAGAUCAAAAUGAAGGUUGUUGAGGAAGACGUACACAACUUUUUCAUGAGUUUGGUACAUAGUACAAUCCAAUACAGAGAAGAUAACGGAGUGCAAAGGAACGACUUUUUGGAUUUAUUGAUUAAAAUUAAGAACAGUGGAAAGCUUAGUGAUGAACCGAAUUCCGGUGGAGAAGGCAUCACAAUCAGUGAAAUCGCUGCACAGUGCUUCAUAUUUUUCACUGCCGGAUUUGAUACUUCCUCGACCACUCUGCACUUUUGUCUCUACGAAUUGGCCAGGAAUCCAAACAUUCAGGAUCGACUUAGGCGAGAGAUUGAAGAAUCGAUUGCGAAGGACGGCGGAGAGUUGAAGUACGAUACCUUAUUCGGUAUGUCUUACUUGGAUCGUGUCGUUAGCGAAACCCUCCGGAAGUAUUCUCCAGUGGAUAACCUGUUCCGGGUUUCUAAUUCUCCGUACACCCCAGAAGGUUGCGAUUUCACUAUCCCGGCCGGCACUUUGUUCCAGAUCCCCAUCCAUUCGAUGCAUCUUGAUCCGGAGUAUUUUCCGAAGCCGCAACGCUUUGAUCCGGAUCGGUUCCUUCCGGAAGCGGUAAAGUCUCGACAUCCCUUUGCCUAUCUACCGUUCGGAGAAGGGCCUCGUAUUUGCAUCGGAAUGCGGUUCGGGCAAAUGCAGACCAAGAUUGGUUUGGUUACGUUGCUGCGCCACUUCCAGUUCACUCCCAUGAUCGAAACUCCCGAUCAGUUGGAGUUCGACUCGAAGACGUUGAUACUAACGGCCAGGACGGAGGCACAUUUAAAGAUAGAACCGAUCGGAAAUGCCAAUCCUGUCGAUCGUAUGCCGAUCGAUAGCUUGACAAAUUGAGUUACCCGUUUGUUUGUAGCUUGUUGAGCUACUCAGGUGUUGGCGAAAAGCGAAGCCGUACGAGUAGUUUGCAUCAUUGCAAUGUUGAAUAAUAAAUGUUUACUUCACAUUCCAUGCAUCACUUUUUGCCGCAAUUAUGACACAUAAGGAGGAAAUUACAAAUAAAAGUGCACUAUUGCAUCUCCUGAGAUACAGAUACAGAUUUCACUUAUAUUACGCUCUUUGUAA